AUGGCUCCAGGUACACUUAUUCUUACUACCGAGAGUGGUCGAACAACGCCACUUUACGACUCGGAUGAUUCUGUUCAGGCUCCCUCAAGUCGACAGGUCGAAUAUCGGGGCUACGACCAUGUGACGUGGUGGGUGGGAAACGCGAAGCAGACGGCACAGUACUAUAUCACCCGGAUGGGCUUCGAGCCAUUGGCGUACAAAGGCCUCGAAACCGGAUCUCGAUUCAUCGCAAGCCAUGUCGUCCAGAACAACAACGUUCGAUUCGUCUUCACAUCUCCCAUUCGAUCAUCGAGUCGACAAACGUUGAGGGAAGCUCCGCCUGAAGAACAGAGGCUACUGGAUGAGAUCUAUGAUCAUCUCGACAAGCACGGAGAUGGCGUGAGAGAUGUUGCGUUUGAGGUAGACGAUGUGAGGGCGGUAUACGAGAAUGCUAUUGCCAAUGGGGCUGAGUCGGUGUGUGCACCGCAUGUCGAUUCUUCCAGCGAGGAGAAAGAAGGGAGCGUCCUAUCUGCUUCUAUCAGGACCUAUGGCGACACGACGCACACUUUCCUUCAACGCAACUCCUACACCGGUGCUUUCCUUCCCGGCUACCGUGCUUCUCGCCUCUCCUCAGACCCAGCCAACGCCUACCUCCCACCCGUCCCCCUCGAAGCAAUCGACCACUGCGUCGGCAACCAAGACUGGAACCAGAUGGACUCCGCCUGCGAGUACUACGAACGCUGCCUCGGUUUCCAUCGCUUCUGGAGCGUCGACGACACAGACAUCUGCACCGACUAUUCCGCCCUGAAAUCCAUCGUCAUGUCCUCCCCCAACGCCCGGGUCAAGAUGCCCAUCAACGAGCCCGCCGCCGGCAAGAAGAAGUCCCAAAUCGAAGAAUACGUCGACUUCUACAACGGCCCCGGAGUCCAACACAUCGCCCUGCGCACCCCCGACAUCCUCUCCGCCGUCGCCAACCUGCGCGCCCGCGGCGUCGAUUUCAUCGCCGUCCCGCCUACCUACUACGAGACCUUGGCUCUCCGAUUGAAGGCUUCCGGGUUGCAAUUGGAGGAAUCUCUUGAAGUUAUUCAGGAGUUGAAUCUCUUGGUCGAUUUCGAUGAGGGGGGUUAUCUGUUGCAGCUGUUCACGAAGCCGCUCCUUGAUCGCCCGACGGUGUUUCUGGAGAUUAUCCAGAGGCAUAAUUUUGAGGGGUUUGGGGCGGGGAAUUUUAAGAGUCUUUUUGAGGCUAUCGAGCGGGAGCAGGAGUUGAGGGGGAAUUUGUGA
Molecule: messenger RNA, 1260 nt
Organism: Lecanosticta acicola
Lineage: Eukaryota; Fungi; Ascomycota; Dothideomycetes; Mycosphaerellales; Mycosphaerellaceae
Source: the annotation of a GenBank genome assembly